Molecule: messenger RNA, 1258 nt
Organism: Prorocentrum cordatum
Lineage: Eukaryota; Dinophyceae; Prorocentrales; Prorocentraceae
Source: the annotation of a GenBank genome assembly
CCUCCCCCUACUUCCGUACAUAGCCAUUGUGGCUCAAGGUCGUUUUGCCACAUUCCAUCCGGUACCGCAGCUUCUUAUCGGCCGCUAGCCCGACCCCCCACCGUCGAGCGGGGAUGGCUCCGCUACUGCAGUGCGCCCUCUCGGCGGGGCUGAUCGCGGGCGCGGCGUCCAUCAAGCAGGAGGAGGCCACUGGCCCCAAGAGCAAGUUCUGGAACAUGUUCGGGUCCCUGCCCGACAACGCCCCAGAGUGGUGCAAGAGCGAGUCGGCCCUGACCUGGGAGGAGAAGAAGCAGAGGGUGGCCCAGCACGCGACGCUGAUGUGGGCGAAGCAGUCGGUGAAGGAGAUGCACGAGAGUAACAUGACGGCCCCCCAGUGGAUGGAGGACAUGGUCACAAAGGACGCCCGGCAGGGCCAAAUGAAGUGGGCCGUCAAGGAGGCCAAGCGCUUGAAGGCGGAGAACAAGGAGGUCCCAGAGUGGAUGUCCGCCCUGGUAGAGGAGGACAACAAGUGGGCCAACCGAUGGGCCGCGUGCAAGGCCGCGGAGCUCGAGUUCUCCGGGGAGGAGCCGCCCGUGUGGAUGAAGGAGAACGGCCGCAAGGGCGUCUUCGCGGCCGCGACCGAGAGGUUGGCCGAGAUCCAGGAGCAGCUGGACGAGCUGAUGGCUCUGAAGGAGAAGGAGGUCGCCCUGGUGCAGGCCAAGGGCGACAUCAAGCUGGCGGAGAGGCACCUGAUGCUGGCGCACCGCGGGCCCUCGGCCGUCAAGCCGCAGGCCACGCGGAAGGGCAAGAACCUCUCCUGGGCCCCGAAAGUUCCGACCGCGGGCACCUCGUCGGACUCCGCGAAGGUGCUGAAUUUGGCGAAGAAGAAGAAGAAGAAGGCCACCGCGCAGCUGAUGCCAGAGGUCAACUUCUUCGGGCUGUAGAGUUUCGCCACGGCUUCAUGGCUUGGUGACUGCGGUUGCCUGGGGAUGCUUGGGCUUCGCCUGGUAUUAGAUCCUUCCGUACGUCCUUCGUGCCAUCGUUUUGACUGUGGACGCCUGGUGAUCCUCGGUGCCUCGCCUGGUGGUAUCUCCUUUUGUCGUCGCCACCUGGAUUUGCUUUUCUGGCUGCGCGUUUACGCUCCGCUGCUUUUCGGAUGCCGUGUUGGGGUGCGUCGCACUUUUUGGCCCCCAUGUUUAGGUUCUCGGGGCGCCUAGCACUUGUUGUUCGCAAGCCUGGCUGCCCAUCACAGUGGAGACCCAUGCCAAGAAACACCCGG